Effrenium voratum is the source of this 3260-nucleotide messenger RNA. The record is from the annotation of a GenBank genome assembly. Lineage: Eukaryota; Dinophyceae; Suessiales; Symbiodiniaceae.
AUGUCGGACUUUGAUCGUGUGACGGGUUUGAGAACCGGUGGCAGUGAUCAUGAUCAUGAGUCAGACAGUGAAAGCUCGGAGGUCGUUCUCAAACACAAGAAAGACUAUGUGGCUGCCCUUCAGGGGGCCGGCGUGGCAGCCAGCAUGAAUUGGAAACUGGCCUCGUUGCAGGAGGCUUGGAAUCAGCACAAGAGAGGUGGCGUCCACUCAGAGGCCACAGCAGUUGAGGAGCCGGCCGCAGAGGCCACAGUUGAGGAGCCGGCCGCAGAGGCCACAGUUGAGGAGCCGGCCGCACAGGCCGCAGUUGAGGAGCCGGCCGCACAGGCCGCAGUUGAGGAGCCGGCCGCAGAGGCCGCAGUUGAGGAGCCGGCCGCAGAGGCCACAGUUGAGGAGCCGGCCGCAGAGGCCGCAGUUGAGGAGCCGGCCGCAGAGGCCGCAGUUGAGGAGCCGGCCGCAGAGGCCACAGUUGAGGAGCCGGCCGCAGAGGCCGCAGUUGAGGAGCCGGCCGCAGAGGCCGCAGUUGAGGAGUUGCAACUGGCUGCGAUCGCUCAGCAGCUCGUGCAAUUGCCGCGGAGUGAGAGGAUCUCUCGGCUGGAGGAGCCUGCCAAGAAGACCAAGGCCGUCGCCGAGCCUGCCAGGGAGAAGCCGCCUUUGAAGAAGCGUCGGAACUACUACCUCCAGGCCAUGCGGUGGAGCACUUUGGGUCGCUGCGUGCAGCUGCGCAGCUCGGCUUUGGUGCGGGACACAGAUGCCGCUGGUGUGGUUAAAGUGGCGUACCGGGAGUGCCACACCGUUGCUGACCUCUUUGAUGUGGAGACGCUUGGCAGAGCCUACGGUGGCUAUGUUGCCAAGCACUACGAGGAGCUGGCAAAGCGGCUCAAGAAGAUCGACCCUGUGAAGGGGCAGGACGAUGUGGAUGCCAUCAGCGCGCAGAUGGGCAUUUACAUGCAGCUGCCCCCCGUCUUUGGCAAUCUUCAGAAGUUGGGCAUGAGCUCCUUCGCUGAGGUUUGCCGCAGUGGCAUGCCCCUCGUGGACAUCGACCAGCAGUGCAGUGCCGGGCGGAUCUUGUUGGGGCGACACCCGAGCGCCGCCAGGCUUGGGCACUUUGUGCGCAAUAGGGACUCCUACCUGGACAUGCUGCCAGUGGAGCGGGAGGACGCCAAGGAGUUCUUCACGGGCCUGUUGUUUGGGGGCGGCAGCGGGCGCCGCCGGGAGUUUGAGGAUCAGCACGGCGUCCGGCUGCCUCAGUGCGUCCAGGACCUCAUUGCGGAGCUGCGGGCUUUGAGGGACAUCGAUGAGAAGAAGUACGAGAACCAGAUGAGGAUGCUGGCCACCGAGUACCCUGGCAAAACUCUGCAGGCCUUCCUCCACCAGAUCGAAGAGCGUCGGAUCUCCAGCGCCUUUUGCGCUGCAGUGGAGGCCCAGGGGCUGGGCCGGCCCGUUAGUUGGGAACAUGACGGAGUUGUGUUUGCUCCCUUGAGAGACCUCCUGCCAGAGGAGGUGGACCUCUGGAGACAGCGCGUGCUUUGCGCCGCACAGGCCGCGGUGCCGGACAGCCCGCUCGGUAUCAAGGCUUACCAAAGCAUGGAGGAGCUGCUGCGCCACUUCAAGACCAUCCACCCGGAGACGGUGGACAAUGACUGGGUAGAGCAGGAGCAGGUUCGGUUCCAGCUCAGUGCCUACCUGUCGGCCGGCGUGGAGUCCGUGGACUAUCUCGCGGCCCAGUUGCUGCCCGGGCACGUGCUGAACAACGGUGUGCUUGUGUUGGACACAUACAAGUGCGUCCCAACAUCUACCAGGCACACCGAAACCGCCAUGUUUGACGAGGGCAAGGGCCGCUGGACUUUGGCGAAAUCGGCGCACGCCGAGACGACGCUGGCUGAUGUGGUGAAGCAGGUCUACAUCGACUCGACGCCGGAGGACUGGGUCGGCCUCCCCCCCAAGGUGGCGUUCCAGAUCGCCUUGCUCCGCAAGGUGGCGAAUACCGCGAUGGAAAAGGGGCUCUACGAUCCCUACUUCUUCGCAGAGCUGGACGGCAAUAAGUACCGUGACUUCUUGUUGUUUCUGGAUGGCUGGGCGCUGCACGUACCAACCAUGCAGGCCACCAGAGGCCGCAGGGACUUGCGGAUGAGCCGCUCACUGGGGAUCUCCUACCCCGGUGACUUGACGCACAAGCUGGACGUUUUGAACGUCGCCGCCCUCCUGGAGGAGGUGGCCUGCUUUGAGGACGGCCUGCCGGAGAAAGACUACACCAGCGAGGACAUGUUCCCCCAGACCUUGGCAGACCGCCUGUGGAACCUCUCCCAGCACCCGGAGUUUGCAGCCCUCCGGUUCCUCUUCAGCUCGCACGAGUCAUGGCCCAGGGUCCUUUUCCUGCUGAAGUUUGCUGCCUUCCAGCUGUGUUCCACGAAAAGCUUGGAGGAUGGGAUGCUUUGGGUCGGCGCUGGGAAGAACGGCAAGAACGCCUGGAUGUCCAUGCUGCUCAAACUCUUUGGUGAUUGUGGCCACACACCGCCCAAGGAGGUGCUCACGAAGCCGCCGCAACCGCCGGAUGAGGCGGCGCCUGUGCGCUUCGGCCUCAGGGGAAGGCGGUUGCUGUGGUUCAACGAGCUGGAGGAGAAGCACCCCAUUCAGAGCACGAUUUUCAAGGACUUCCGCGACCACGCAACGACCUUGACGGCUCGCACACUGUACGGGGACAACGUUGACUUCAACGUCACUUGGGGCAUGGUGCUUGCCACCAACAGUAGGGUGUCCUGGACCGCCGAGGAUGGCGGCGUUGGGAGGUCGCUGACGAAGGUGCGGUGGCCAUUGCGGUUUGUCGCCCCGGGCAUGCCGCUUGGUCCGAAUGACCGAGUCGUGGAUUUGCGGUGGAAGGCGACGGCUGUCGUGGAUAGCGUCGCCCCGGGGCUGCUUUACCUGCUGCUCCAGGUCUACAAAGUCUUUCUGCCCCGGCUCACAGACACCCAGAUCCACCCGCGACCGCAUUGUGUGGUCCUUGAGACCGGCGAUUCGUCGGAGACGUUCUAUGCGAGCAAGGCCGUGGCUAACUUUGUGGAGACCACGGGAACGCUGCUCAAGAGCGGCCCUGACUGCCUUGGAUGGCAGGCUGCUUUGGAGGCCUUCACGGCCAGUGCUCGGGGCAUCAACCGGGUAGGCGCGAGGGAUAUCUUCAAGGCAGAGUUCGAGGCACACAAGUACUGUGGGAAGUUGCUGGCAAAGCACCGUGAGACCAAGGCUUUCCUUGCCAGCUCAAAGCG